Molecule: messenger RNA, 4252 nt
Organism: Patella vulgata (common limpet)
Lineage: Eukaryota; Metazoa; Mollusca; Gastropoda; Patellidae
Exons: 11
Coding region: 517-1476 (319 amino acids)
Source: RefSeq, a predicted model, not a curated record
AUUGAAUAUUAUAUGGUGUUCUGUGCGAUGACCGUUACGUAACGACAUUCGUAUGAAUCAGGUAUACGUCACAAAUUUGGUAAAAUUGUUCAAACGAACAGAGAUUAUCAAUAGUUGGAUCUAGAUACAAAAUGAUUGGUAUGAUUGGCAGAACAGUAGGACGUUUAACCCCAUUUCAUUUCACUACUUUGACUUGGUAUUGUAUAUAUUUUACUUAUUUUUACUGUUAGUUCUAAUUAGGUCUAUUAGGUGUUGUAACACAAAUCUGAGAAUGCAUGACCACUCGGACCAUAGACCACUCGGACCAAGACCACUCGGACCAAUUGAUAGACCACUCGGACCAAUUGAUAGAAUCCGCAAAGACCCAACAAACGCGCACAGGGACAGCCAUGAAAACUUGCUUAAAAAAACUAAAAGAAGACAAACAGAUCUCUGAAGCUCUCUAUUACAAGCUCAGACCAAACCACCCUCGACCACCUUAUGCCAGGGCUACUAUAAAAAUCCAUAAAAAAACCCAUGAAAGCCCGUCUGCUGGUGUGUUCUCGAGAUUCAGUCUUCUACAACACAGCCCAAUAUUUAUCAAAACUACUUUCCUCACUUGGCACAACUGCAUCGUCCUUCAUCAAAGAUUCAGGUGAAUUCUGUGAGAAACUGCAGAAUAUUCCAAACCCCGGGAGGAUGGUCUCAUAUGAUGUUGUAGAUUUGUUUACAAAUGUACCCAGGGAAGAGGCCCUGAAGAUUCUACGCAAGCGCAUAGAUAGUUUAGACAACCCACUAGAGACUUAUCUAUCAACAGACAACAUCAUACUCUUGUUGAAACAAUGCAUCAGUUCAACAUAUUUCUCCUGGGGUGACGAUUUCUACGAACAGACCAAUGGAUUACCCAUGGGAAGCCCCCUCUCCCCUUUAAUUUCAGAAAUAUUUUUAACUGAUUUAGAAGAGAAGGCGCUUCAAACAUCCACCGUAACCCCAACAUGCUUCUUUAGGCAAGUGGAUGAUACCUUUGUUAUUAUCAAUCAACAAGAUGAUCCAGAAACACUGUUACAACACCUCAACAGGCAACACCCACGUAUAAAAUUCACAAUGGAAACCGAAAAUGAUAACCAACUACCCUUCCUCGAUGUUUGUGUAUCUAAAACCAACAACUCGAUCCGUACCGGUGUCUAUAGGAAACCAACCCACACCGACCAAUACAUUCACUUCAAAUCUAAUCACCCGAAUAGCGUAAAAUCGGCCACAAUUUCAACUCUGGUGAACCGUGCGAAAAAGAUAUGUGAUCCUGAGAGCCUCUCCAAGGAAAUUGAUCAUCUCAAACAUGUCUUCACAAAUUUCAACGGCUAUCCAGAGAAGUUUGUGACAAACACCAUCAACAAGACCCUGUCGGCGAGUGCAGCUAAACCCAAAACCCCACUGCCCCAGUCAGAAUCUUCCUUCCUUUCAACGGCAAAGUCUCCUACCAAAUCAAAAGGCUACUAAUGCAACAACCAGAAAUAGAUGUAACUUUCACAAAAAGCUACAGCACUAAAGAUAUAUUAAGAGCCAAUGGUAAACAAAAUCCUACACAACCACCACAACCAAAGGGAUGUGUGUAUCAAAUAGUAUGCAAUUGUGGGAUUGCAUACAUCGGGGAGACAAAGCGACCAUUAAAUAAAACGAUAGAUGACCACAAGUCGAAAGCAGCAACCAACAACUCAGCUGUAGCUGAACAUUUGAACUCCAACCCUCGCCACAGAGUCCAAUGGUCCAACGUAAAACCACUAUGCAAGAAUAUAAGCAACAAGAGAGCGCGCCGAUUGCAUGAAGCCAUUCAAAUACGACGACACAAACCAACGAUGAACAGUGAUCAAGGAUUGUUCCUCCCCAGGGCGUAUGAUAUUCUUAUCACAUAAUCAAGGCUAAGCAUAAUUCUUCUAUUUUCUUUUUGAAUCAUAUAUAAUACUUAUCAAUAUUCCAGUAAUAAUUUUAAGUUUUUAUAAUUUUAAUAAUUUUAACCAUCAUAAUUUGCAAAAAUGAUAACUAAUAAUUCCCAACUAUUUUUGCUUUUCAGGCAUUUUUGCUUUUCAGGCCUGCGGUUAUUGUAAUUUAAUGCACUCAAUAGUUCUAACCCUGCCUUUCUUCAUCUCUAUAACACCCAGUGAAGUACCACUCAAUAUUUUAAAUUGUCAGCCUUCAGGGGACUAUUGAUCAUUAGUGCAGUCAUUGUUCUAAGGGUUUUUCGUUUUUCGUAUAUUAAUUAUUUUUGUCAUAACACCAAUCAAAUCUCAUCUUAUUGGGAUGUUGUCAUUAUCGAAACCUCAUCAAAUCGUUGUAAAUACUCCACAACAAUCUAUUUCUUUUAUCAUUUGUGUUUAUUUCAGUGAAAGGGGUCGUUGAUAACAUUUCAUCAAUUUUCAUUUUCUUUCAACGUUUGUAUUAUUAAAACCCACUAAUCAUUGUGUAUACUCCACAAGAACUUAUCCAUUAAUCAAUUAGUCAAUUUUUAGGUUAAUUGGUAUUAUUACUUAUUAGCGUUUAAUUUAAUCAGAUUACCAUUAGGUACACGUCAUUAAGUUAGAUCCCUGGUUUGUCAGCAUUAACUAAGCAUUGUUGUGUACAUGUAUAUAUUGUCCUGUCAUAUUUUCAUUUUUUAUCAUAGCUUGAAAAUGACUAGAGAAGCCUAGUCGAAACGUCGCUCAGUAAAAAGCAGUAAUUGUAUUCCAUAGAAUUGUGACCUGUAUAUUUCGUAAUGAUGUCUGGAAAAAGAAGGAAAGACUACAAGAGGGUUUUCCAGGCAAUCUUAGAGCUGUUACCUACUGCACCAGCUGUAAAAUCGUUUGUUGUCGACUUUUACUGGGGACAGGCCGUAUGGCGAAAGGUGCAGGAAAAUGGUCUUCAGUAUUUGAGAGAACGAUUAUAUCCGUGAAAUACCUAUCCAAGUUUAAGCAGGACUGCCUUCUGAUAUUAAGAUAAAGUACAGAUUAUGACGUCAUUAGAAAAUAAAGUUGUCAUCAUAACUGGUUCCGGUGCUGGAAUAGGACAGGGUAUAGCUCUUCAUCUUGCUCAGUUCAACGUUAAACUCGUUCUAGUUGAUAUAAAAGUGGACAAAAAUGAAGAAACGAGUCAACAAUGUCAGGCCAUCGGUCUCAAUACAGACAAGAUAUUAACGUUGGGCUGUGAUGUACGAAAAGAAGAAGACCUUCAAAAUGUGGUCGAUACAACCAUUAAAACAUUUGGUUCCAUUUAUGGCCUUGUUAAUAAUGCUGGGGUUGGUAUACAACAGAAUAUUGAGAAUUUAGAUAUGGAUAAUUAUGAUAAUACAAUGAGAGUUAAUCUCCGAGCACCUGUUCACCUGUCUAAGUUGUGUAUACCAUAUUUAAAACAGAGUAAAGGUUCAGUUGUCAACAUGUCCAGUAUUUUAAGUCAGAGAGGGUACCCCUUACUUCCGGUGUAUUCCAUGACGAAAGCAGCCCUGAACCAUUUUACACAUUUAUUUGCUGCGGAAACGGCAGAAUAUGGUAUAAGAUGUAACUGUAUUUGGUAAGAGUAGCACCUUUGACUUCCACUCCCUAACUAACAAGGGCUAAAACAAUAUGUAAAGAGAAAUUUGUUAUUUAUAACCUUACCAACUCAAUUUGGGCGCCUAGCAAUAGCCCGGGAUAUACAAGGUCUGAAUUUCGAGCAAAUGCUGGAAUAGAGGAACCACCGGAUAUAAAUGCAACCCAGAGCUCUAUAAUACCAUUGAAAAGAAUAGGUGAACCAGAAGACGUGGCUAAACUCGUUAAAUUUCUUCUCUCGGAGGAAUCAUCUUAUAUAACGGGGGAGGAAAUCAGAAUAGAUGGCGGAAGAGCGAAUCCAGUGUUUCCAAUAAUAUCGAAGUAAACAAUAAAAUACACCUUUUUAAAUGCUGAUAUUGAAAUUAAAUGGGGUCCUUACAUUGCCAAUGACUUCGUUUGUGCGCUAGGUAACACAGCUAGUGUAUAAAAAAAAACAGUGAUUAUAUCACAUAUAAAUUGCUCAAUCGAUAAAUUGUAAAUGGUUUUCAACGAUUACAAUUGGAUUUUGCUAUUGCAAAAAAACAUUUGUUUUAUUUUACGGCUCCUCUAGAAAAAAAAUGCUAUAGUGUAUUUAUUAGGUUGCCCGACAACUCAUGUUUUUUUAUUGUUGAAUAUUAUCUUUGAUAUAGUCUGUUGCAUUUGUUAACAAUUCAAUGUACAGAUGAUUGAUAUAUUUAAAAAAAAAUUGGUUUAAAUAUGUGAUCAUAAUAAAAAUUAAU